Molecule: messenger RNA, 1483 nt
Organism: Microdochium trichocladiopsis
Lineage: Eukaryota; Fungi; Ascomycota; Sordariomycetes; Xylariales; Microdochiaceae
Exons: 1
Coding region: 287-1321 (344 amino acids)
Source: RefSeq, a predicted model, not a curated record
CGUGAUGCUCGGCCACAAAAGUCACGAUGCCUUGAUCACUUACCAACGCUUCAGUCUGUCGUCUUUGGAUGCUCCAGAUCUCGCUGCACGAUUUCCAGCCUGAGCACGUCAUCCCUGAGGAAGUGCCGCUUUCAGAAGGACACCACAUUCCGGAGUUUCCUCCCACCCAAAGCCAUCACUAGUCGCCCGAGCAGAUUGGGGCAAGCACAUUCCCAUAUUCGCAGACCCUCUCUCAGCCUGCUCUCACGCAUGACUAGCCCAGGAAACACAUUUCCGUCGACACACAAUGCCCAUACCACCACACGUCCAGGCUCGCCGAGCUGCACUCUCGGCAAUCGCAAAGGAGACCAAGGAUGUGCUCCCGGGAAUCCUCAAGCAGCUCCCGCACCUGGACGCCACCAUGUCGUAUGAGGAGGACCUCCGCGAGACGAAACCCCUCGACCCAGCCGAGUGCCCGGGCUUCACGCUUGCAUCAGAUCGAGGCACCUACGGCACCCUCGUCAAAGUGCUCAACGAGGAUUCGCUCGACGCGGCCAUCAUGAUGGGCGAGUCGCUGUCGCAACAAACCCGGGCCUCAACAACAGCCCCUGGACUUCCGUCUCGGCCUCGGAACCAAAGAGUCGCCGUGCUCAAUCUCGCGUCCGACAAGCAGCCCGGUGGUGGCUGGCUGACGGGUGCCGUGGCGCAGGAGGAGGCGAUAUGCUACCGCAGCUCUCUUGCAUUGUCACUACACAAGCAAUACUAUCCAUGGGCUCCUCUGACGGGAUUGUACACUCGAGACGUGGUGGUCAUCAGGUCAUCCAUGGGCUCGGGUCACCGCUUACUUCUCCCCCGAGGCACUCAAGCAUCCUCCUCAGCACCAUCUGCAACAACGCCAGCUUCGUCACCAUCAGCGACGACAAGUACAACCACACCAUCAGACCUCCCAGUCCUUAGCGUCAUCAGCAUCGCCGGCAUUCGUCGGCCAGAGCUGCGAAAAGUCUACUACGGUGGCCUCGGCAGCACUAUGAAGGAGAAGCACAUGUUUAAGAAGCAGAGCGACCGGCAGCUGACCAAGGACAAAAUGCGCCUGUGCCUGCGCAUCGCCGCCAAUGAGGGCCACGAGCUGCUCGUCUUGGGCGCCAUUGGGUGCGGCGCGUUCCACAACCCGCCCGGCGAGAUUGCCGACUGCUGGGCCGAGGUGCUCGAGGACGCCGAGUUCCAGGGCGGGUGGUUCCGGGAGAUCUGGUUUGCCGUGUUUGAUCGCAAGAACGAAGGCAAUUUCGAGGUGUUUGACAAGGCCCUGGGCGGGAAAGAGGUCGGCAAGGUGGCGAAGACGUGAGGAACUAUAAUGUUUGAGCGGACGAGAUGUCACAAGGGCAUGGGCGAGGUACGGGUAUCGUAAUAAUGCUCCUCCCAGAGAGAUCAGAUCGUGCAGCAAUUGUCCGACUCAGCUAAUGACAACGAUGUGCAUGAUUCAAUCCGCCGCAUUUUGCUUCUGGCG